Molecule: messenger RNA, 8640 nt
Organism: Sipha flava (yellow sugarcane aphid)
Lineage: Eukaryota; Metazoa; Arthropoda; Insecta; Hemiptera; Aphididae
Product: neurexin-1
Molecular function (GO): calcium ion binding
Source: RefSeq, a predicted model, not a curated record
UUGACGACCACGAGACCGUCACGUCCUCGGCUCGGUCGCGCCCGUCCGUCCGUCUAACCGGCUCGUGUGUCCAUCGCAGCGAAGCACGCGUGUCCGCGAACGGCAAUCGGUCCCCGCGGUCGUCGAACGACUCGUCCGCCUCGCCGCAUCUUCGUUCCCGUCGUCAAACACGUCCGUCAUCCAGUCGCGUAAUUUUCGCCGUGAUCGAUUCGCCCGACGUAACCGCCACGGGUAUCACCAUCGUACCGGUAGAAACCGGGAGGCAAGGCGGCACGGUGACCGUUCGGCCGACGACGGUAAUAUUACCCCGCGAAUGACGACACUUCCGGUUCAUCUGGUAACGACGGUACCGUUUCGGGCCUGUUUUGCCGUACCACAACACACCCGGCAGACCGCUAGUGCCUAGAAGCCGAUCGCCAUCGCCACCACCGCCCACCGUCACCAACACUAGCGACGACCACGACGACAGUAACGGGAGGUCCAGUGGUGACAGUGUCGAGACGAUGGCCGACGGGACAUCGGCGGCGGCGUCGGCGGCGGCGGCGGCCGUCGUCGUCGCGUGGUGGCUGGCCGCGGUGUUGGGCCCGGCCGGCGGCCUGGUGCUGGACGGCACGUACGGCCAGUUCCGCAAGUGGAACGCGGGCGUGAACGGCACGCUGGAGAUGGAGUUCAAGACGCGGUCGCCGAACGGGCUGCUAAUGUACACCGACGACGGCGGCACCUACGACUUCUUCGAGCUCAAGAUGGUGGAGGGCACGAUGCGGCUGCGGUACAACCUGGGCGCCGGCGCGCAGAUACUGAUGGCCGGUCACGACCUGUACGACGGCCGGUGGCACCGCGUGACCGUGGAACGCCGUGGCCGCGUGACCGCGCUGUCCGUGGACAACGCGACCAGCACGGCCACGUCCGCCGGCAAGGAGCUGCAGUUCGGACGGCUCGCGUCCAACUCGGCCGUGUACGUGGGCGGCAUGCCCGGAUGGUACAACGGGCGGCUCACGCGGCUCGCGCUGCCCAGCGUCAUAUUCGAGCCGCGGUUCAGCGGCGCCGUCCGCAACAUCGUGUACGCCGACGAUUUCUACCCGUACCCGCGGCGCCAAGCGGCCGUCACCGAUCCUGCCCGACAGCCGAAGUGUACUGGUACAAGAUGUCGACGGAAUUUGAAUAAAGAUAAAAAGACGAAGAUUACGAGUGGAGGAAUCAACGGACACCAUCGUGGGAUAGGGAAUUUGGAUGCCUGUGAGAAAAACGAUCCUUGUCAACAUGGUGGAAUUUGCAUAUCUACAGACAGUGGACCGAAAUGCCAAUGUCGCGAUAAAAACUAUGAAGGAGCUUACUGCGAAAUAGACAAAAUAAUGGCAGAAGCUUCGUUUACCGGCGAGGAAUUUUUGAAAUACGCAUUCCAAGGAAAUACCGAAGGUGAUUCGUUCGUUUUACACUUCAAAACUAAACAACCGGCUGGACUGCUUUAUCACAUUGGAGAUGGUUCGAGUAAUUAUUUGAACGUGGGCAUUGUUACCGGUGGUAUAACAGUAACGAUGCGAGUGGGCACUGGUUCAUUGGAUAUGUUUAUCAAGCCGAACAGAAUACGGUUCGACGACAAUCAGUGGCACAAGAUAUCAGUCACGCGAAAAGUACAAGGGAUAUCAGCUGUCACGAGUUUUUGUAAGCUGGCCGUGACAGUGGACGAAGUCUACGGCGAACAAGGAAGCUCGGCGGGUGCGUUUACUUCCUUGCCUCUAGGAUAUUUAUACCUGGGUGGCAGUGAGAACACGGUCGCUCUGCCGGGUACGAAAGCGAGCACGAACUUCGUGGGAUGCAUUCGAAAAGUGGAGUAUACUUUGGAUAGCGUUCACAAAUACGAUUUCUUGGAAAUGGGAAAAACCGGCAUUUCGGCCAUACAAGUAUACGGUCGAUUACAGUUUUCGUGCCAAGAUUUCGGAAUGGAUGAUCCCGUUUGUUUGUCCACGCCUCGAUCGUUUCUCAUGCUACCUAAUUGGGAUGGUACAACCAGUGGUUCGAUAUCUGUGAAGUUUCGGACCAACGAGCCAGAUGGGCUUCUAUUUUUCAGCCGAGGUCAAACUGAACAUACGAGUGGAAUUUAUGCCGUUGAAAUGAUCGACGGACGGCUGUACGUAUAUUUGGAUUUGGGUGCUGGUGGCACUCGGACCGAAGUCAGUUCGGAGAAAGCCAAAGUCAAUGAUGGUCAAUGGCACGAAUUUUCGAUAUGGCGCAACGACAGAGACAUACACUGCACUGUAGACGAUUACUCGUCAGAUUUUACGACAAACGGUGAUUCCAAUCAGUUACACUUGCAAAACGGUAUCAUGUUGGGGUUCGGUGGUCGAGCGGUGUACCACAAAAAGAUACCGACGGGCGUGUGGACGCUAUCAUUGGAAACGGGAUUCGUGGGGUGCGUGCGUGACCUCGUCCUGGACGGCGUGGCGAUAAAUUUAGUCAGUUUGUCUCUGGAACAAGACCACGUGUCAAUAACACCGCAUUGUCCCGAAUACACUAACAGUUGCAACUCGAACACUUGUUACAACGGAGGGGUUUGUCAUGAAGGUUGGAAUCGUGUUAUAUGUGACUGUUCGAAUACAGAGUAUGUGGGCGCCACUUGCACGAGAGAGUCGUCAAUGUACAGUUUCAACGGGACACAAUAUGUACAAGCAAUAAUGCCGGAAAAAAUGAUCACUGAAGUUGAGGAAAUGUACUUCAGAUUUAAAACUAAUAGGCCACUAGCCGUACUAAUGAAAACAUUCGACAGUUCAUGGGAUCGACUAGAAAUUGCAUUAAUCAUUGGACGAAUUAGAUUAGCCUUGAAAAUUGGUGACAAAGAAAAGGUGGUUUUGUGCGGAUCUCAUUUGGAUGAUAACAACUGGCAUUCGAUUCAUUAUAUAAGACGGGCGCAUGAAAUCCGUCUGAAAGUAGACAACGUUACAGUAAAAAAUGAUUCUGAUAUGGAAAACAAUAUCGCUCUCAGAUGGCAAGGUCUUUUAAUCGGUGGAUCACCUCCUAAGGAUUCAGAAGCCAUGGUAAAUCUUCCCAGCUUUAUCGGAAGCAUCCAACAGUUCGUAUUAAAUAAAAUAAACUUUUUCGAUCUCGCCAAAAUCUCAACUCGAGGCUUCUCCGAGGAUUUACCAAAAGUUCACAUGACUUGCAAAUAUCAAAAACAAGAAAAACCCCCUUCACUGGUACACACGGUUACGUUCCUAUCGAAAAAUACUUUCGUCGGACUUCCAACAUUAAAAUCUUACUCAAGAAUGGAAGUGUACUUCCGGUUCAAGACCAAGCACACAUCCGGUCUGUUCUUCUACAACGGCGGCAAGCACAAUGACUUUGUACUCUCCGAAUUGAUCAACGGGCACGUACUCAUCAACAUUCGGUCGGGCACUCACGUGAUCCGUCUUCGGGACAUAUCGAAGAACAGUUAUAAUGAUAAUUAUUGGCAUUCGGUUCACUUACUACAAAUAUCGGCCACUUUGUUUUGUCUUCUCAUCGACGAUCAAGUGGCAUCGACUAUGUCUAUGUCUAGACCACAUAAUAUACAACUGAAUGGAAUGUUCUAUGUCGGUGGUGUGCCAAAAGAAUUACACAAACGACAAUCGAAGCACAUCCACUCGAGACAUGGAUUCGAGGGUUGCAUGUCUGGAUUGGAGUACAAUGGCGAAUCACCGGACAUGGUGGAGAACGCCACGAUACCCAGCACGCUCAUCACGGUGGGCUGUGAUGGACUCAGCAAGAUGUGCACACAGGACAUGUGCGACAACCACGGAACGUGCGUGGAACAAUGGAAUUCGUAUUCGUGUGACUGUGACAUGACUGCAUAUGUCGGCCCGACGUGCUCUGAACCGUCCAUUUCCUACGACUUCGGUCCCGACAGCGGUCUCAUCACGUACGCGUUCCCGGACGGGCGCCAGCCGGACAUGCAGAACGACUUGUUGGCGAUGGGUUUCAUCACGUCCAAGGACAACGGUAUACUUUUCCGCGUGGAAAGCAGCACGUCCAGCGAUUAUUUACAACUCGAGAUGGUGAACGGCCAUAUUGUAGUCAUUUACAACGUCGGGACUAACGAUCAUCCCAUUGGUGAAGCUAACAUCAAAGUAAACGAUAAUUCUUAUCAUUUGAUCAGAUUCGUUCGGACGGGACCCAAUUCAACAUUACAGAUUGAUGACAAUAGCAUGCAGACUCUGUAUCCAUCAGGACAUCAACUAAGCGUAUUCAAUAGACAGUCGACGAUCCAAGUAGGUGGCCGAUGGAAUAAGACAAAACAACAGAUCGAAAAUGCGUUCGAAGGAGUUAUGGUGGGAUUGGUAUUCAAUGGUCUUAGAGUAUUCGACCUGACUACCAACAAAGAUCCGAGGACCACUAGUAAAGGAGACGUGCAGCAGUUGUCAUCGAUAUUGGACCGACUCAACGAACACUCGUUGCUAGACACCAUGCAACAGACACCUGCAUCGGGAGUUAUGGACGAUCUGGUUUAUUCAGGAGCUGGAUCUGGUUGUAAUCAUGAUGAUGAAGACCAGUGCACAGUUACAUUUGAUACUGGAUCUGGUGACGACUUGAUAACACCAGUCUAUGUGCCUCCAACCGUUGUACCUCCUCCUUCAUUAAUAACCGACAUACCCGGUGCGUGCGAUGAUGAAGAAUCAGAUUGUAUUACAGGUUCAGGAUUUGGUCCUACAACUUCUACGGAUGACUCAACAACUAUUAAAAGUUCGCACCCGGCGGUGACCACGUUCAACAGUGCGGCGGCGGCGGCGGCGGCGAACAGGACGACCGCGUCCGUGGACCGGACGACCGCCGGACAACAGGCGGCCAACCGGUCGAGGUCCGCGUCCAGCACGGCCAACCCGGCCACCGUGCCGUCGUACUGGUCGUCGACCCCGAAGACGGCCACGCACUCGCGGGUGCCGGCCACCUCGACCUCGGUCGCCGUGGUCGUCACGACUGGCGGUCCGUGGUCCGGCGGCGGCGGUACCGGUUCCACGGACGGAGACGUCACCAGCACCGACGGCGGCGGCACCACCAGCAGCACCGCCAGCAGCAGCACGACAAGCACGACGACCGCGGCCGCGCCACCGACCUACUACGGCGGCACCAAGGACACGGACACCAAACCCGGGUUCGGCAGCGGCGGCACGCGGUACGGCGGCGGCAACGACGAGCGCGACGGCGAGACAAUGGUGACCACGUCGGACGUGCUGUUCGGCGUGGACAACCAGUUCCCGCCCGCGGCCGUACCGACGCCGCCCAAGCACGCGGAGCCGCCGAUCAACACGAAGGCGGCCGAGAGCACGGCGUUCGUGGUGCUGGUCACCGCGGCCACGCUCAUCAUCAUCGUGCUCAUCAUACUGCUCGUGCUCAAGGUCAAGUACAGGACGGACACGAACCGGUACAAGAUCGAGAUGCCCAAAGCGUACGGGACGCCGGUGGAACCGGGCUCGGACAGGGGCGGCCUGUGCCAGCAGCAGCAGAACUCGGGGCUGCUGUCGCCGGGCAACUACCCUCCGUCCGGGCAACCGUCGCCCACGUACGUGCAGAACAACUUCAGACCGCACGGGCCGGGCGUCAGCAACAAGCAGCCCAAAAAGAGACAGGACGUCAAGGAGUGGUACGUGUAACGCGUGCACCACACACGCGCGCGCGCGCGCACUCGCCGGUAUCGUUCUUGUACGUAUUGUACUCGACACGCGACGGGUGUGUGCGCGACAAUAACAACGAUAACAACGAUGUGUUAACCGUGGUCUCGCGCGUGUUAUUACGUGUCGACGUCUAAAACCGAUCGCAAUAACAAUAAUGCACUGCCGUACCGGCGACUAUUUUUAUUGCGCAAUCGUAACCACGACGGCGUUGCGCCCGCGCAUGUAUAUUUUUGUAACGAUAAACCACGUGUUAAAAAUAGUUAGAACGGUUGACCGGGUUUUUUUUUUUUUUUCGUUUUUUUUUUUUUAGCAUCAUAGACCAUUUAGCCACUUUACUGCCAAUACUACGACAUUCUUCCACUCCUCUCUAUUAAAUAUCGGUUGACCGCGGUUGCUGAAAAUUAUUGUUUUGCUUAUCCCGUACGCUGUAAUCCGAUCGUGGCUAUCCGACGGUGCUGUUACGUAAGCACGUGCGGAUUUCGUUUUGCAAUUAUCGUUUGCCUACGAAAGCACUGCUACUUCCUAUUACCGUUAUAACAUUAUUAUUACUAUUAUCGUCUUCAUAACUGCGCUUAGGUUUCGCUGUAAUGUUGUCAUGGCAUUACGCCCCCGCCCACCCACCGAUCAACGCGACAUGUUCGCGGUCGCGGACGAGUGUCAUUUCGAGCGCGAUCGUUGUCGGCCAGGGGUUUUCUUUACCUCUAUAUUUAUUUUAAGUUUUCUUGGAUGAGACAAUAAUUGUUACCUUUAAAGAUGUACAUAUUACAAUAGAAAUAUUUUAACGUGUAUUAUAUUAGGUACAUAAAAUUAAGUAACUCUGAAUUGUAAAAAAAAAAAAUUAAAAAAAAAAAUUAAAAAACGAUCAUGAUGCGAUAUUCGCGUUUAUUGUCGAUUGUGGCCGUACGAUCACUACGAUCAUGCACAGGUCGCUGGCACGAGUCGACCGUUAUUUUUGUCGGUAUAUCUUGUCGCAAUAACCGGAUCGGACCGACCGCUUGACGGAGCCGUGACCUUUCAGUCUGUUAAACGUUUUCCGUGGCAUUACCUUCGGCUCUGUAGAAUCUCGUCCUGCACGUUUCGUUCGGACGUUUCUUUUGCCCUUCCCCGUUGGUGCGCCUCGCACGGGCCCAACUCAAAACGCACGUUUUACGAGGCGUUUCACGCACGGCCUCAACCCGUCGAGCCGCGGACGAACGUAGGUAGGUGCUCCGGAGCGCUUAGCAUCCUAACGUUUCCGAUAAACUUUUGUCAUCAGUUCACGUCCAUCACGAACGCACGAGCAACACGCGUUGUCCGACACCCCUGAACUCGACGUUGACGCCGACUUGUCCUCGCGCGACCGUUUAAUAACACGUCGAUCGUAACAAAUCUUUCGUUUUAACGUUGUCGCUACAUUCGUUAUUUCAAUAUCAAUUGUUCGAUUAAUACGUGAAACGUUAUUAAACGUGUUUUUAUUGUUUACCAUUAAGGUCGUCUGUGAACUCGGUACGACGAUCGAGACGUAAUAAAAUACGAAUCGGCCGUUAUCGCGAACGUAACAAUAUUGGUUUUAACCGUCCGUGACGGUGGAGACGGCGGUACCGUUGAAACCGUGUGCGAGAAAAUAACAGCGAAACGAUUUUAUCCGAGUGGUCUACCGGGAAGUGGUAUAAGCAGUGGCGGUCCACCCUCCAACAACAGAUACUUUAAAACCGGUUGACCAAUAUUCUAAGCAACUAAUAAACAACAUGAACGCUAUAUCCGACGAUUUUAUAUUAAAUCAUGUUUUUUACGACAACCGUGUAGGCCACUAACUAUGAAUAAACCGUUUUUUCGACGGGUUCAUUUCAAUAUUAUUGUUAAUCAAUACCAUAGCGGUCGCUAGUCUAGCGAAACCGACGAUGUAACGUUACCGGUGAAUUUGACGAAAAAAGUUGGAGGGAAUCGUCAACGGGACGGAGAACCGCGCUUCAUCGGUCGUCGUCGGUGUCUCCUGCGAAAAGUUAUCCUACGAACCGCCACGGCGCAAGGGAUAAGCUCUCUCCACACUCGCAGCUCCCGGUUAUAACACACAUUCGUAUUUCCGAUCGUACACGUUGCCCAAUUGACCGUUCUAAGGAAUACCCCGUGCAGCCAUGGCGCCCAAAUGGUUUUCGUUUUCCUAUUCGUUUUUCCUACACUCGUUAAAACAUGAACAAUAUAUUAAACAUAUUUUAAAUGCAAUUAUUAUCAUUGAUUAUUGUUUAUUGAUUCGUUUUUAAUUUUAUCGCUUCGUCGCAUUACCUACGGUCGCCAACGGUACACACAGACAACGAUGUUUUCCUCGCGAGCCCUCUCACAACCGGUUAUAUAUAGACACUGACCGACAAAUGAGAUAACUGUGCAAUUUGGCCCUUUUUCAUUUCUCUCUCUCUCUUUCUCGUUCUCUCUUUAUCUAUCUCUGAUUUGAUCUAUUUAGUUACUUCUAGUCUUUAACUUAAUCUUUGGUCGUAUAAUCCAUCCGUUGACAGUUACGAUAUUGUUUUCACGAUAUAUAAUUGAUAUUAUAAUAUCAUGUUAUGAUCGCAUAAUACUGCUAGCGCAAUUAAGUCAUUUUCUCUUUUUUUCUCUUUCUCUCUCUCUCUCUUUCUUGUGUGAUAAAAAUAUGUAUUAUAUGUAACAUUUCACAAUGUUUAAGAUGAUCUAAAAUAAUUUUAAACUAAAUAGAAUCAUUCGUUAUCUAGUUGAAUUGUUGUACAAAGAAAACAUUGUUAAGCUAUGUACUGUAUAAUAUACAAAUGGAAUACUAUUAGUUUUAAUCAAUUAUCAUGUUAUAAUAUUUAAGCGUAAUUACAUAGUACUAUAGUUGACUUAUUGUAGGUACUUAUGAUUAUAUAGUUAAUUCGUUUGAUUCGUAUACAACAUAAAUAUUCAUUUAUGUAGGUAUAUAUCUAAAUAUAUACCAUAUGAUUAAAUAUAAUUUUUUAGGUACGUUUUAAUAGUAGAUUCGUUAAUCUAAGCUCAAAAUUGUUUGCCAGGC